Messenger RNA from Cottoperca gobio, 2264 nucleotides. RefSeq names its product olfactomedin-like 3a (gene olfml3a). Gene Ontology annotation, molecular function: protein binding. The transcript is spliced from 3 exons. Bases 181 to 1392 code for a protein of 403 amino acids. Lineage: Eukaryota; Metazoa; Chordata; Actinopteri; Perciformes; Bovichtidae. Gene Ontology annotation, biological process: signal transduction. The record is from RefSeq and is a predicted model, not a curated record.
UUAGAAAGUCUGAGAGCGGCCUCUUACUUUCUUUUCACCUCUGUGCACAUGUACAGUAGUUGCUCUGUAUACAAAGAGUUUAUAGGUUGUGUAAAUCUUUGAGUUCUGAGAGGGGAAACUUUGGAGAAGCAUCUGAAAUCUGGACAAAGAAACUCAUCUGUCCCCAUUGAUCGGUUCACAAUGAAGCCGGUGUUUGUCCUCCUUGUUUCCACUGCCUGGACUUUCACUGGAGCCCAGUAUUACUACCAAGGGCUGAUGGAUUAUCUGGACAAUAGGUUGUCGGCUAUUGAGGACCGCAUGCAAUUAUGGCAUGAACAAUCCCAUCGCUACCACACAGAGCUGUUGGAUUUCAAAAAGCUUACUGCUGAGGCCAUGGAAGGGCUGAGGAACGAGCACAGCGGGAUAUUCAAUGCACUGGAAGGAGCUGCGGUCCGAGUGGACCGAGUGGAGAGAGAGAUGGACUACGUGGAAUCCCAGACUUCCCCUCGAGCCUGUGCGAAUAAGGCAGACAAGGUGGUGGAGCAGGGAGCCUGGGGGUUGGAGGAAAGCAGAAGAAAGGACGAGGAGGAGGAAGAAGACUGGGAGGAGCUGCAGUCCAGCGUCUCUGACUGUGUGGAAAUCAUCUCUGGCAUCCGAUCAGUGAAGAUCUUAAAGAGAGUGGGCGGCCCCAAGGGCAUGUGGACCAAGGACCCCAGGUCGUCCAAGGUGUACGUCUUCAGCGGGACAUCAGGAGACAGCAUCUACCAGUUCAACUCUGUGCAAGACUUUUCCCGCUCUCCUGGCAUCAAUGGCAGCCGUCAGAUCUGGCUUCCCUCUGAGUGGAGCGGUCCUGGCAGCGCUGUCUAUAACGGCUAUUUGUACUACAUACAGCAGGAGGAUGAUACAGACGUGCAGGUGGUUAAAUAUGACCUGUUGACUGGCACGGUGACGGACGUCGCCAUGUUCCCUGUGGAGAGCCACGCUGCUGUUUACAACCUCAACCCAGAAACCGCUGCGGACCUCGCAGCAGACGACGAAGGCCUCUGGCUCUUGUACGCCACCAGCGACAGUGAACCCAACAUUAACCUCGCUAAGAUGGACCCCGCCACGCUCGAUAUAGAACAAAUCUGGGACACCCGGUGCCCACGGGAGAAUGCAGAGGCGGCUUUCGUCGUGUGCGGGACAGUCUAUGUCGUUUACAACACCCGUCAGGCCAGCCGGUCCCGAAUCCAGUGCCUGUUUGACGUCAACGACGUGGUGAUCAGCGAGGAGGCUCCCCUGAUUUACUUUCCCAGGAGGUACGGAGCCCACGCCAGUCUGAAAUACAACCCCGAGGAGAAGCAGCUCUACGGCUGGGACGAUGGUUACCAAAUCAUUUACAGACUGAGCAUGAAGAGGAAACUCCUGGUGUGACGGCAGGGGAGGGGAGUCAUGUUUUCAAAGGCUAUGAUAAAGAAAAGGAGAAGUGAAUUGAUACAUGCAAUGCUAAAGGUCUUCCAGUAGCCUGCAGACUCUUCAUUCAAGGUGGAUUUAAUGCAACCAUAACAUCACACAAAUGAAUAAGCCUUUGAACUAUUAUUUAUUAAUUUGAUUCUUUUCUUUUGCGUGUUAUAUACCGAAACAAACGUGAAAAUGUCAUUCAGUUUAUUAGAGGCUGUGAAGUCUUAUUGGUUUGUGGUGUUUUGUGUCCUUCCCUCAAUUAAUUUGACCGGUUUGAUUCGGACAGAAUCUCAUUUCCUUUGUCCCCCCUUCCUGCUGGUUAAGCCGCUGGCCGUGUUGUCAUUAUCUGCCGUGUUUUAUUCACACAGAACACAGACACAGUUUUGCAUCAGUAUUUUAAUCAAAGAAAAGAAAAUCAUAACACAUCACACCCCAUGGGAGAAAGAAAAACAACAAAACUCUUUUUCUGCCGUUGAUUUUUCAGACUUAUUGAAACAAAAACAAUUUGUGGCUGAAAUAAUGUUUCAGUUUACUUUAUUACACACCGGGUCAUAUUGAGAGUCUUGAUCUACGAACUCAUUCGUAUUCACUAACAACUCGUUGAUGUCAAUCACCAGAACAUUUCUAUCACUACAAAUACAAAAUGUUCAAUAAAAAAAUUGGAAAUUCAUUGCUAUCAUAACAGUUGGAAGGGAUACAAGAUCAUAUCAAGAAACAUUACAAUGUUAGGCAAAGCUAGAAGGUCUUGAAACAGUGGGGCGAUUGAUUUAACAGCUUUCUUCUACUAUGAAAAACACACCACGUUGUCCGAGAAAUACACGAGCGUCGUAAAGCACACGUUUAAA